Molecule: messenger RNA, 972 nt
Organism: Helobdella robusta
Lineage: Eukaryota; Metazoa; Annelida; Clitellata; Rhynchobdellida; Glossiphoniidae
Exons: 3
Coding region: 1-972 (323 amino acids)
Source: RefSeq, a predicted model, not a curated record
AUGUUGUACACUCCGUUAGCAAUAUACAGACCAGGAUCGUCUACAUUGACUAGCAGUUUUUUCAAAAAGUUUCGUCAACUUUUCGAACUCCUUACACAGUUUAACGGACAAAUUGCUAUUUUUGGUGAUUUAAACAUUCAUUUAGAAAAUCCCAGCAACGCUCAUGCGUCAUCAUUCAAACUGUUGUUAUCGUCAUUUGGUUGCACUCAACACAUAGACUCUCCUUCUCAUCGGAUGAGAGGUCAACUGGACGUCAUCAUCACCAGAUCGGAGUAUGAAGUAUUCAAUGUUCAGGUUGACCCGCCCGUCGUUUCAUGCUCGAUGGCUGCUACCUCAGCUUCUCCAUCUCUUUCAACCUGCAGACGUGUUUGGAGCUACAAAAAGAUAGAUCGAGUUAAAUUUAGAAAUUCACUUAUUGAAAGAGUCUGUGGAGCAUACUCGGCUUUCAAUGUAAACAGACUGUUUGAUGUAUAUAAGGAAGCGCUCAGAUGUAUUGUUGAUGAACAUGCCCCGCUGAUGAAAUGGUUGAUCCGCCAGAAUUCAGGUCGACCGAUAGCCGUUUUCAACAGUUUGAGAGUAUUACGGGGCAUGUUCAUCAACAAUACGUCUGAGCGUUUCCUUAUGCAUUGUUGUUCUGACUCUUGUUGUCUUGUGUUGGUCGUGCGAAAGCCGAUCAGACUCGACGGCCCAGUGAAAACGGGCCAGGGUUGUGCGAAAGCCGACCGACUGACUGACAGGCCCAGUGAAAACAGGCCCUUGGUCGUGCGAAAGCCGAUCAGACUCGACGGCCCAGUGAAAACAGGCCAGGGUUGUGCGAAAGCCGACCGACUGACUGACAGGCCCAGUGAAAACAGGCCCUUGGUCGUGCGAAAGCCGAUCAGACUUGACGGCCCAGUGAAAACAGGCCAGGGUUGUGCGAAAGCCGACCGACUGACAGACAGGCCCAGUGAAAACAGGCCUUGGGUUCUGUGA